AUGGCGGUAAAUGCCAAUGUACUCUCAAGCGACAUAAGUAGACGAAAUCCACAAGAUGAAUAUGAACUUAUUCAAAGAAUUGGUAGUGGGACUUACGGUGAUGUUUACAAGGCUAAAAGACUGUCCAUGAAUGAUCUUGCUGCGAUAAAGGUUAUCAAGUUGGAACCAGGUGAUGAUUUUGCUAUUAUACAGCAGGAAAUUUUAAUGAUGAAAGAUUGCCGACAUCCAAAUAUUAUUGCUUACUAUGGUAGUUAUUUGAGACGUGAUAAAUUGUGGAUUUGUAUGGAAUACUGUGGUGGUGGUUCAUUACAAGAUAUUUAUCACAUUACUGGACCGCUAAGUGAAAUACAAAUAGCAUACAUGUGCCGUGAAACGCUUUUGGGACUGGCGUAUUUACAUGGAAUGGGUAAAAUGCAUCGAGAUAUAAAAGGUGCAAAUAUAUUAUUGACGGAAUCAGGCGAUGUUAAGCUAGCAGACUUUGGAGUGUCUGCACAAAUAACAGCAACUAUCAACAAAAGAAAAAGUUUUAUCGGUACACCGUAUUGGAUGGCCCCGGAGGUUGCGGCUGUUGAAAGAAAAGGCGGGUACAAUCAAUUGUGUGAUAUUUGGGCAUGUGGUAUCACAGCGAUAGAACUUGCAGAAUUACAACCACCAAUGUUUGAUCUCCAUCCGAUGCGCGCAUUGUUUCUCAUGUCCAAGUCGGGAUUUAAACCUCCGACCUUGAAGGAUCGCGAUAAAUGGAGCCCGACGCUGGCGUUAGAAUUAUUACAAAAAGUAUCGAAUCCGAGUCAUAUGUUUACUGAUUUAGAGGCUGACGAAGACGGAGCUGUGCCAAAUGUACCUCAGAGAAUAGCUUCAAGACAUACAUCGAGACCUAGACCAAAGAGUCCUAUCUCUCAAUUAGACAGUGAUGAUCGAAUUAUCCUUGAUAGUGGAACACUACAAAGAGAUACUACGCCCCCAAUUGACGGUGGUAAUCCUGUUUGGGAUAUUAUGGACAUCAUGAAUAAUGUUAAGACUGUCCAUAACUGUGAUGUUCAUCCUGAUUGUGGUAUUGGUACAGCGUUCGACGACGUUCCAGAAAAUAAAUUGUCCCGUCGAAGCAAAACUGGCACUGAAAUAUUUCAUAUGAGUCUCAGGGCGACACUCCCACUCGGUGAAUCCUCGGACAAGUGUGAAGUACAUCGAGGCUUUUACUCCAAUUUACCGGGGUCACAAGCGAGUCUCAGGCGACACAGCUCUGUGGACGAGUUGUAUGGUUUAGUCAGCAGUUCCUUGUCUUUAUCAUCAAUCAAUGGCCAACGUCAACGUUCGUUGUCAGACAGUGGACCUAGAGAUGAUUCUCCGCGGUACAAUGGUGACAGAGAGUCCACGGGUAAUGGCGAAGAAGAAGGUAUUGGACCAGAUUUAUUGUCUGAUACACCACCAGUACCACCGAGAAGGAGGGAUAGAAAGAGACACACUCCACCUAGACCUACUAGCAAUGGUUUACCUCCUACACCAAAAGUUCAUAUGGGAGCUUGUUUUUCAAAGGUAUUCAAUGGAUGUCCAUUGAGAAUACAUUGUACAGCUAGUUGGAUACAUCCUGAUACAAGAGAUCAGCAUUUAUUAAUAGCCGCCGAAGAGGGUAUUUAUAAUUUAAAUUUAAAUGAAUUACAUGAAACGGCAAUUGAUCAAUUGUAUCCAAGACGAAAGACACCGCAAUUGUACAGGCAUGAUUUAUUGGCAAUGCAGAGUAAGCAAACUCACAGGUUUUCGUUGCACAUGAAUAAAAUACCUGAACGAUUAGUACCGCGUAAAUUUGCGCUCACUACUAAAGUCCCGGAUACUAAAGGUUGUAGCAAAUGUUGUGUCGGACGGAAUCCAUACAAUGGAUACAAGUAUUUGUCUGGCGCGACGCCAGCCGGAAUUUUCUUAAUGCAAUGGUACGACCCGCUAAAUAAAUUCAUGUUGCUGAAACACUUUGACUGCAUAUUACCCUCGCCAUUAAAUGUUUUUGAGAUGAUAAUUACUCCGGAUAUGGAGUACCCCAUGGUCUGUGUAUCCGUUAAACAGGCUUAUCAACAAAAUAAAUUGAAACUUGAUUUAAUAAAUAUGAAUUCUGGUGCCAGUUGGUUUCAUAGCGAUGAAUUGGAAGAUAUUGACGGUUCUGCCACUGUAAUUCCAAGGCGAGAGAACCUUCAUGUUAUUAAUGUAACACAAUUUGAAAAAGACUCUAUUCUUAUUUGUUAUGACAAUGUUAUUAAGUUUGUAACCUUACAAGGAAAACCUCGAACAAGCAAAAAACAAUUGUCUGAAUUACAAUUCAAUUUUCAGAUUGAAUCAAUAAUUUGUUUACCUGAUAGUGUACUAGCAUUCCAUAAACACGGUAUGCAAGGAAGAAGUUAUAAAAAUGGUGAAGUAACACAAGAAAUAAGUGAUGCUAGCAGAACGUAUAGGCUGCUUGGGUCUGAUAAGGUUGUUAUGUUAGAGAGUCAUUUAGUUCAUUCAGGAACGUUGAGUGAAACAGAAGGAGCUGAUUUGUACAUACUUGCUGGUCACGAAGCCAGUUAUUAA
Messenger RNA from Cotesia congregata, 2556 nucleotides. The record is from the annotation of a GenBank genome assembly. NCBI's taxonomy places the organism in Eukaryota, Metazoa, Arthropoda, Insecta, Hymenoptera, Braconidae.